Molecule: messenger RNA, 1722 nt
Organism: Ceratina calcarata
Lineage: Eukaryota; Metazoa; Arthropoda; Insecta; Hymenoptera; Apidae
Gene: Bcs1
Product: mitochondrial chaperone BCS1
Exons: 7
Coding region: 320-1597 (425 amino acids)
Molecular function (GO): ATP binding; ATP hydrolysis activity
Source: RefSeq, a predicted model, not a curated record
CAGUCUAAUCAGUUUCUCACGAACUCCGGCUGAUCGCCGACAACGCAUUGAAUUAUAUAUACUAAAAAUUAUUGGAACAGCAUUCUUUUACAUCGUUUAUUUAGUUAGAUUUCUAAAGACUGAAGGAGAACGCUAACAAACGCUAAUAUCGUUUUCAGCUACGCUACGCGCUACCCAUUUACUACUAGCUUAAAGCGUAAGACGAACGAGAAGUGGCACGCACUAUGCGAAAUAGUUAAAGUUCGCACUUGUGCAACGAACGCAACCGAUCAGACGUAUUUAUUGUUAAUCCUAUUCGUAAGGAAAAAACAGUUGCAUCAUGACUAUAAUAGAUUACGUGCAAACUUUGUCGGACAAUCCAUAUUUCGGAGCUGGUUUCGGGUUGUUCGGGUUAGGUGCCGGAGCAGCUCUUUUACGAAAGGGAAUGCAAACAGGCAUGAUCCUGUUCAGGCGACAUUACAUGAUCACUUUGGAAGUUCCCUGUCGCGAUAAAAGCUACCAAUGGCUUUUGCAGUGGAUCACGUACAAAGGUGCCAAGGAGACCCAACACUUAUCCGUUGAGACAAGUUUUGAACAGAGAGAAACAGGUCACAUAAAAACUAGAUAUGAUUUCAUACCAAGUAUUGGAACACAUUUCAUUAGAUACAAAGGGAAUUGGAUAAAAGUGGAGAGAACCAGAGAACAACAAACAUUGGAUAUACAAAUGGGUAUACCGUUCGAAACUGUACAGCUGACCGCAUUUGGGAGAGAUAAAAAUGUGUAUUUCAACAUUUUAGAGGAGGCCAGACAAAUGGCGUUAAAGGAAUAUGAAGGUAAAACGAUAAUGUAUACUGCUAUGGGAAGUGAAUGGAGGCAAUUUGGUCAUCCCAGAAAACGAAGACCGCUGGAGUCAGUCGUUUUAGACACCGGUGUCGCGGAUAGGAUACUGAACGACUGUCGGGAGUUCAUAACAAAUCCUUCGUGGUACAGCGACCGCGGAAUCCCGUAUCGGCGAGGGUAUUUAUUGUAUGGUCCGCCGGGUUGUGGCAAAUCAUCGUUCAUUACAGCGCUAGCUGGCGAAUUAGAGCGAGGCAUUUGCGUUUUAAAUCUGUCAGAGCGAGGUUUGACAGAUGAUAGAUUAAAUCAUCUGUUAGCAGUAGCCCCACAACAAACUAUUAUACUAUUGGAAGAUGUCGACGCCGCGUUUAGCAGUCGGGAAGAAAGUAAAGAGAUGAAAGCCGCGUACGACGGUUUAAACAGAGUCACGUUUAGUGGAUUACUAAAUUGUUUGGACGGCGUUGCUUCUACCGAGGCAAGAAUUUUGUUUAUGACGACCAACUAUUUGGAGAGACUCGAUCCUGCGUUAGUCAGACCUGGCAGAGUAGACGUGAAAGAAUACAUUGGCUGGUGCAGUGAGACACAAAUAGAACAGAUGUUCUUAAGAUUUUAUAAGAACAUUGAUGAAAAGGCGAACGAAUUAGCUAAACAGUUCACAAAUAGUAUAAUGUCGGAAAAGAAAAAUGUCAGCCCGGCACAAAUUCAAGGAUACUUUAUGUUUCAUAAAAACAAUCCGGAAGACAUGCUCAAGAACGUACCACAUAUAUGGGAACUCACGUGAUAAAACAUGGUAUAUGGUGAAUUUUUAUUUAUUCGUUAGAUUAAACAUUCGUAAACAGAUUUAAGAAACUGUAUUGUUGUACAGGCCCUCGUCAUUAAAAAUUAUCAUACGAUUGAUACAAUAUA